ACAUUUAUUUUUUAUCAAAAGGUUAAAGGUUCGAAUUCUACGGUCAACGACCGAACUUAAAAAGAGAAUGUGGAAGCUGUGUGAACAUUCAUCCAUGGCUAAGGGGGGCCCAUGUUGUGUGCUUAAGAGAGGCAACUGGGUAACCAGGAGGCCCACUUGGGUUGGCAUAUGCAACUCUUGCAGUACACAAUUGGCUUAGAACUCUUGUGGUUUGUGGUUUGCUCCAACAUCUCACAUGAUUUUGUUUCUCAUUCUUCUUCUUAAAUACAUCUUUCAAGCCCACCCCUUCAAACUGAAUCUCUCUCAUCAUCAAUCUGUAUCUAUUUAUCAUAUCUUUCCCUCCCUCCCACCAGCCACAAAAACAAACAACACACAUAGACACUUCGUACUCCUUUCAACUCUUAUAAUGGCUAUCAAAAAGGCUAAUCUACUUCACCCAUCAACCUCCUUCAGACAUAUUCUCCGAAGGUGUUCGAGCUUUGGCAUGCGAAAUGGCUGGAAUGAAGAUGGUGGCCUCCCCGAUGAUGUACCGAAGGGCCACUUUGCUGUCUAUGUUGGAGAAAACCGAAGUCGGUACAUCGUCCCGAUUUCGUGGCUGGCUCAUCCACAGUUCCAGAGCCUGUUGCAGAGAGCAGAGGAGGAGUUUGGUUUCAACCAUGAUCUGGGCAUCACCAUCCCUUGUGAAGAGGUUGUUUUUCGCUCCUUAACAGCCAUGAUCAAUAUCAGAUGAGGUCGCAGAAAAACAAAACAGAGGAUUCUUUUUUUCCCUGCAAGUUGGUGUUUGGAUAUUUAUUGGAGAAAGGAGUUGGAAGGAGCCAAAUUUGCCCUCCUCCUUUUCUGGAAUAAUUUCCCCCCGUUUCUUAAACACGUUGAGGAAUAACCAUCUUUGAUUAUAUAUAUUGUAAAGAUUUGGUUGUGCAAUCUGAAAACUGUGAAGCUAUGCAUAUAUUUACUAUUUUUUGUUUCCUUUUGAGGUCGCUGGUUCAAGAUGAAAUGCUAGAGCCUUGCAAGGAUUAUGCUUCUUUCA
Messenger RNA from Cucurbita maxima (winter squash), 1027 nucleotides. Its product is annotated as auxin-responsive protein SAUR50-like. The record is from RefSeq and is a predicted model, not a curated record. Lineage: Eukaryota; Viridiplantae; Streptophyta; Magnoliopsida; Cucurbitales; Cucurbitaceae. Bases 236 to 730 code for a protein of 164 amino acids. The transcript has a single exon. Gene Ontology annotation, biological process: response to auxin.